Messenger RNA from Porites lobata, 626 nucleotides. The record is from the annotation of a GenBank genome assembly. Lineage: Eukaryota; Metazoa; Cnidaria; Anthozoa; Scleractinia; Poritidae.
AUGGUGUUGGAGAAUGCCACAAGCACUGGAAUCUACAAUAUCGUGGAUGAAGACAACAAGCCCUUCCCAGUGUACUGCGACUUUGGUUCCGAAUCUGGAGCAGCCUGGACCCUGAUUCAGUCUUGCUCCUUGCGGAACUUCUUGGACCACUUCCAAAGAAGACCCUUUUAUGCAUAUAAUAUGCCAAUGAAUCCUAAUUCACCUGGAUGGCAGAGCUACCGUCUGUCAUUACCCCGUAUGCAGUCGAUAAGGAAAACGCAUCCACUCAUUGGAGAGCAACUUGUAAUUUUCCAACAGAUGGAGUGGACUACCGAGAUUACUGGAGAGUUUCAUUGCAAAACUUGGAUUUGACUGUGGAUAAUAAAAAAGGGGAUCACUGCCUUUUUUCUGAGCAUGUCAAUGUCCGUGGUAAUGAGUGCACAAACUGUACGGUUUGGUGCAUCUACAGUUCUACAUUAGAUCUUCAUAUGGAUAGCUGGGGUGGUACUGGGGGUUGCUCUUUCAACGGUCGGCCAGGAGGAAUACGCUAUGAGGAUAACUUUGGUUACUACACUAGCCACAACCAUAAUUGUCGUUGUACCUCCUCCAUAAAUUCCAAAACACAGUUCUGGCUGGGGAGCUUUUAG